Messenger RNA from Alternaria rosae, 1395 nucleotides. Its product is annotated as major facilitator superfamily domain-containing protein. Gene Ontology annotation, biological process: pantothenate import across plasma membrane. The transcript has 5 exons. Gene Ontology annotation, molecular function: pantothenate transmembrane transporter activity. The record is from RefSeq and is a predicted model, not a curated record. The coding region runs from base 1 to 1395 and encodes 464 amino acids. Lineage: Eukaryota; Fungi; Ascomycota; Dothideomycetes; Pleosporales; Pleosporaceae. Gene Ontology annotation, cellular component: plasma membrane.
AUGGUAGAUCUCGAAAGGCGACUGGUUCGCAAGCUCGAUUGCUUUAUCCUGAUUUAUUGCUGCGCUGCAUACUUCUUCAAUUACCUUGAUCGCAGCGCAUUCGCCAAUGCCUACGUGUCUGGACUGAAAGAAUCUCUCGGACUCGAAGGCGACCAAUACAGCAUUCUACUUACUAUGUUUACUGCGGGCAGCUGUGUUGGUCAAAUUCCUCAUGCUCUCAUGCUUCAGAAAGUCGCCCCGCGGUUCUGGCUGCCUUUCACGCUGUUGGUGUGGUCCGGCCUAACGAUGUGCUCUGCGGCAUGCAAAACUUACGCCCAGCUAUGCGUAGUUAGAUUCUUCCAGGGCUUCUUCGAGUCAAGUCUCUAUAGCGGCACUAUCUACAUCCUUGGUAGUUGGUAUAAGCCCUUGGAAAUUGCUAAGCGAACAGCCAUCUUCACGGCUAUCGGGCAGAUUGGUAGUAUGUUCGCUGGUGUGAUGAUGACCGCAAUGAACGAGAGUCUGCAUGGGCAGACUUCGCUUCAAGGAUGGCAAUGGGUGUUCAUCAUUAACGGCGCCAUGGGAAUUCCGUUCGGCAUCUUCGGACUCAUGUUCUUUCCCAACUUACCAGAGUCUACAGACGCCCCCUAUCUCAGCAAAGAGGAGAUACAGCUGGCGAUAGACCGCCUACCCCCGAAAAAGGAUUGGAGCCAUGACAUUAGUCUAAAAUCACUUGCUAAGAGACUGUUAGCCAAGCCGGACGUUUACAUAUUUACUCUCUACUCCGUGGUAGCUUGCGCGUUGGAAGCGAUCGUUUUGCAAGGUCUAUUUUUGCUCUGGAUGAAAGCGAAUGCUGAGAAAUUUUCCUCAUAUGCGACUACGACCUACCCGUUAGGUAUACAGGCCGUUUCUAUCGUCUCCAACGUCGGAGCGGGCUACGUUAUCGACAUCACCAAUCGCCGCAUACCCAUGGUCUUACUCGCUGGUGUCUUGCAGCUUCUGGUCGCGAUCCUCUUACUCAUACCCGAUCUGUCGAUCGCUGGAACGUUUUUCGCGUUUUACUUGGCUGGUACCUCAUACAUCGUCAAUCCCAUUCUUUAUGGAUGGGCCAGCGUGAUCUCUCAGCGCAGUGGUGAUGACGCUUCUCGGUCGGUCACUCUGUACAUUAUGAGCAUGGUGCAGUCGAUAUUGUACACAUUCUGGGGAAUUGCGCUCUAUCCAGCAAGCGAUGCACCGUAUUGGAAGAAGGGUUAUAUCGCGAUGAUUGUGGUCGUUUUUGCUUUCUUUGGCGUGACUGCGGCUGUCCAUUGGUUGGAUCAAAGGUCUCAGAAGAUUGAGAGCAACGCGGCUGAAGAGAUCACACAUAUGAGUGAAAGAAUGAGCGAGAGGAAUAGAAAGGAUCCAAGACUGGAGGAUUGA